This is a messenger RNA of Vitrella brassicaformis, 1815 nucleotides long. Lineage: Eukaryota; Vitrellaceae. The record is from the annotation of a GenBank genome assembly.
ACAGGAUGAAAACACCUCUAGCGAGACGCAUGCAUGUCUUCGCUUCCCACAUCUGUCAGCGAAACCAACCCACCAAGGUUCAUUGUCAGACAAUGCCUGCCACCAAGAGGACACUGGUCGCUUCGUGAGUCCACACAUCAGCCAACACCGACCCCUCGACACUCCCCUCUCUGAGCUCAUAUGAUUUUGCCGCCCUUCCUGGCGAUGUCCUCCACCCCACCCACGUCGUUGAUGAACGACCGCAACUCGCUCACCAGCGACGGCGGCCACCGUCGGAUCUCGCUCACCCAGUCCAGCUGAGUAUACCUGACAGACGCACACACGCACACGCACACGCACACGCACACGCAGACGAUCCAAACCCGCAGAUGGACACAGCACUUCGUCUGUAUGUCACCUCCUGCAUCCUGAUUCGAUUCUCGUGCACGCGAAUUGCCACUCCUUGAGGGCUCCCGGCAGGUCGUUUUCGCUGUAUGCGUGUGCCGCCAGCGCGACAUGCAUGUCGGUGUAGGCAGGCUGCCGCCGCACGAUCUGACGCAUCACCUUUACGGCAUCAUCUCGUCUGCCCGUCUCGUAGAGAGCCAGGGCGAAGUUGGCCCUCGCAUCCGUCGCGCGAGCAUCGUCUCGCCUGUGCGACACCAACCACAGACACACCAGGUCAGCUGUCGUUGCCAUGAGUGUGGCUGCUGCUUACAGCGAGAGAAAGAGGUCGUCCGCCGCCUUGUAGUCGACGAGGGCAUCGUCAUAGUUGCCAAGCCGUGAGAGGGCGUUGGCUCGGAAGACUAGAACAAACGGGUUGAUGCCCUCCCCCCUGCCGCCGCCCCAUAACGAGAUGGCUUUGCUGUAGUCCUUGACGGCGGCAUCCCAAUCUGCCAGGCCCUCGUACGUCAGACCCCUCUGCACAAAGGCGUCUGGGUACUCCUGCACACACAUGCCAUAGUAAGGCAAUUUGAUGGCAUGGCCAUUCUCUGUGUGUGUUGGCAUGUAUAUGCCGACCUGGUACCGCGCGAUGCCCUGGUCGUUCUCGCCAUCGGUUUUCAUGAGGUCGAUGGCCCUGUUGUAGUCCUCCAGCCCCUCGGCGAACCGCUUGCUGUCCACACGCACGUUCCCCCGCACCUUGUACAGCGUCGCCAGCUCGUCGCGGCCCCCCUUGCGGCCUCCACGGUACAGACUCUCCCACUUGUCGAUGGCGCGCGAAAAGAACCGAUCCGCCCUGUCGAAGUCCUGUGCAGACGUGAUAGGCUGUCUGUGUGGUGGAUGCGCAAGUGUGGCGUUGAUGAAGGCGUACGUACCUACCUUUGCGUCAAAGUACUUGAAGGCUUCUUGUACCGUCUGGAUGUCUUUCGAAGAGGGCUCAAGCGACGAUGCGGACCCUGGACAGACAGAUCAGUAACAUAACCCGCCAGUGAAGCUUACUACAGACAAACAAACGCACAUACCUGCCUCUGCAGUGUCCUCUGCUGCUGCAUCUGCGGUACGCUGCAACACAGUCACAAAGAGCAGGCAGGCACUGUCGUUGCGUUGGUUGCGUGGUCAUCUGUCUGUGUGCGCAUUCGGUUCGCUGCCGGUACCUCUGCAAGUGGGAAGGCAAGCAGCAGGGCGCCUGCAAAUGAUGUAAGGCGCUCUCGACGCUUUGCAGGCCUCUCCAGCAGCGCGGGAUCUAGCGCGGCACGGCUGUGCAGCCCUGAAAGAGAGUCCCGAUGCCGCUGCUCUGAUGUGGUCCGUCUUGGUGACAAAGGAAGAUUUGAGGGGAGAUGGAAGCCAGCCACUGCUGUGGCAGACAGAAGAGCAGACAGUGCACUCAUCAUCUUCGAC